Molecule: messenger RNA, 3558 nt
Organism: Pseudomyrmex gracilis
Lineage: Eukaryota; Metazoa; Arthropoda; Insecta; Hymenoptera; Formicidae
Gene: ear
Product: protein AF-9
Exons: 3
Coding region: 482-2704 (740 amino acids)
Biological process (GO): regulation of DNA-templated transcription
Cellular component (GO): super elongation complex
Source: RefSeq, a predicted model, not a curated record
GAAGAUUGUCGGACGAUGCCGACGAGUCUCGUUGGUGUACGCUUUACCUGUUGAUGAUCGAGUUCGGUUCAGUCCGCGAUAUAAUUGGGGCUCACAGCUGAACGACGAUACGGACGAAUAAAAUUCUGGUUAGUAAGACUCGCGAGUGUUUGCGUCGGUCCUUACGGUUGGCGGUUAAACAUUUUCAUACAGAACUAGAGCGCUGAGAAGCGAUAGGCGCUCCGGAAUUUUUCGUGCCUCGGAAAAUCAGAAAAGAACCACUGUCAACCCCCCGUGACCACGAUGCUUUCCGGUCGCGUGUGGUUAAUCAAGUUGUUUCGCGCCUGAUCGGGAGAUAUCGGGACCGAACGUUUGCAACAUCCUCUCGGAACAUGACUGAAGAUGUAACAACACUCAGUGUCUCCGUGCGAAAUUAGUUGUUUUUCUUGGUGUUUUCUUCAUCGAGUGAGACGAGUGAGUGACUUUAGUGGCAAUAGAGAGGAUGGCAGUCCGCAUCACUCUGGAAUGUGGACACACGUCGACACUGCGGAUGCGUACCACUCCGGAGGGUUACACGCACGAUUGGGAAGUGUUCGUACGCGGAAUUGACAAUGCCGAUAUAUAUCAAUACAUUGAAAAAGUGGUAUUCCUGUUACAUGACACAUUUCGGAAUCCCAAAAGAGUGCUGAAAGAACCGCCAUUUGUAGUAAAGGAAUCUGGCUAUGCAGGCUUCAUAAUACCUAUAGAAAUUUAUUUGAGAAAUAAAGAUGAGCCGAAAAAAUUUCAAAUAACAUAUGAUCUUCAUCUGCAGCCAAGUGGCCCACCUAUUAAUAAUGUCACUCGUCAUGCAGAAAUAUUUCGUAAUCCUUCUGAUGAAUUUAGAAAAAAGUUAUUGAAAGGUGGAGGUGUUAUGGUAUCUAGUAGAGAUGGUUCAUUGGAGAAAAAUGAUACAAAAACAUUGAUUGGCAAACCAAAGUUGAACGGCAGUGAGAACAAGAAACAUCGCAUUUCUGAAUCCAAAACUUCUAACCCGUUUCAUGAUUUGUUUGGUCCUCCUAUCAAAACAGCUCCUGUGAAAAUAUCACCAGACAGCAAGAAGAUGAAUCAAUCCGAUAAAAACAUAGCUUCUAAGCCUUCUGCUGUGAUUGAAAAAUCUGACAAAAUAGAUAAAACAAUUAAAACGAAGGAAGGUCUUCACAGGGACAAUAGAAAAGACAAAGUAGACGAUAAGAAGGAUAAAAAGACUAGAGAUAGUUCUAAGGAUCAACUUAAAAGUAAAGAAAGAUCUAAGAAAGAUCUUCCUAGUCCUGGGAAUAAGAGUCACUCAAGUCCUGGAACCAAGAGACCACCGUCACCUGUUGCUGCAAAGAAGUCAUCAACUCCUCCUCCACCAACUGCAAAGCAUUCUCUAUCACCUAAAUCAAAGGAGAAAGAAGUGAAGAAGAGUAUGGAAAAAGAAAAGGAUAGCAAGGAUAAGGAGAAAACGAAGAGUAAUUCCAAAAGUGAUGGAAUUGAUUCCUCUAAAUCUGAGAGAAAAAAAGAGAAGAAAAGACACAAAGAUGACAAAGACAAAGAACGAAAAGACAAGUAUAAAGAUGCUGCGGAUAAAGUUGCUGUUAAAGACAUCGCAAAGAUAAGCGAGAAGAAACCCGAAAGAACAGACAAGGUGGAAAAAUCGGAUAAAGAGAAAACCCAGGAAUAUAAAUCGUCAUCGAGAGACGGCAGAAAAUCGCCAAAACCCUCGAAGGAAAACGACAAGGUGAAAGAUGACAAAGCAAUAAAAGUGGAAAAAUCAGACAAGAAUGAGAAGUCUGAGAAAACGAAGGAUGGUAAGAGCGACAAAGAGAGACAGAAGCACAAACAUAAAAAGAGAGACAAAAAGGACAAGAGGGACAGCAAAGACAGGGAAAAGAAGGAGAAACGGGAAAGAAGUAAAGACAGCAGUGAGAAACAAAACAACGCGUCUUCCGCCACGUCCGGCGGAAAUCCACUGUCCACUCUUAUAACGGAGAUGCCGGAAAAAGACAGCAGCGAUUCGGCACCUUCGGUAGACGACGACUCGUUACCUGAAAGCAAAAACAUGACUAAUAUCAAAAAGGAAACGGAACCUGCGAUAUCAACUACACCCGUGGAAAUGGCAAAACCACUUUCUCCCGGCAUAUCGAUGGAGAUAAAGAAGGACAAGAGCGAUCGCAAUAGAAAAGACAAAUCCAAAAGGAGCGAGGAAAGAGAAAGCCGAAAGAGAAAGAGAAACAAAGAAGACGAAGAGAUUUCAGCGAAACGCCAAUCGACUUCUCCACCUUUGGAGCCAGUCUCGUCGAGUCAGUCUCCGGUCGCGAUAGACGGCGAUGCUGUUCAUCAUUCGGAAAAGGACAUGAAAAAGGACAAAGAUCUUAAGAAGGACGAUCGUGUCGAUUUGAUGGAUCAGGUGGUCAAUGACAAGGAUAUCGAUACUUACGUCGAACAGGUAGCUCCCGAUUCCACCAACAGCACUGACGUGGAGAUCAAUGAGCCGCCGAUAUUCUCCGAGGACUAUGUAUCUCAAUUGAAGGAUCUGCAACACAAAAUAAUGACGUUGCAAGAUAAUCAAGAGCUGCAGAGAGUGGUGCAGCUAAUUGCGGAGACCGGCCAAUACGAAAUCACGAAGAAGACGUUCGAUUUCGACCUGUGUGCGUUGGAUCGUAGAACUGUACAGCGUCUUCAACAGUUUUUCUCUGCAUCUUGACCAUCUGUGAUGUAAGGUAUAUCACACCUGUUUGGUUAACUUGUAUACAUACUUGUAAGAUUGCAUGAAAUUUAUCUUGCUAAGAAAGAAUUUCCGGCAAGUAUAGACGUAUAAAAUUCCAAACAGAGGAAUUCAUUUUUGAAUAAUGAGAGUUUUUAGUUAUAUUACUCGGAAAACUUAAAUAAAUAUCUUUAAAGAAUUUAAAACUUACUUUUGCAUGUUUUUUUUUUUUUUUUUUUUCUUUUAUAUCGCGAUACCCAGAAUGUCGUAACAGACGUUUUAAAAUGUUCUAAAUUAGACGACAAAGUAUAUGUAUAUAAUAUAUACGAGGAGAUUUGGCACACGUUGUACCAAGUAGUUCCCCGUUAAGAAAGAAAGAAAUUUAACUUGUGUUAUAAAAAGACGUGUGACAGAUCAAUCCUGUGUUUUGACAACGGGAUAUCGACUCCGUCACGUACGCCUCUGUAAUCGUUUCUCAUUUUACUUGAUUUUUUUCUUUAUUGGUCGAGAUAAUUUGUAUUAAUUUCUAGAUAAUUUUUAUCUAGAAAAAAAGCGUACUCUGCUACUCCGUUAAUUAAGAACCAAAAUUUUCUUCAUUAACGAGAUACCGCAGUACUUUGUAGAAUAAUAUUUUGGUGCACUAAAAAACAUAUUAACAUUUGCAUUUAUCGGACGUUAUCUACUACGCAGAGAAAAAGUUGAUUUCUUAUCGUACAUUGUAUGUAUUGCGUAUGAUUGCACUGAUUUAGUGAUACAAGAAAUAAUUGUAAGCACGAACACCGUGUCAUGUGUGUGUGUCAUUGCUUUGUAACAUAUAGACAUAUUUUUAACGUUGCGUAUUUUUCUUCUUUUUU